GCUAGCAGUGGCACUUGGGGCUGGUGAAGGGACACGAUGUGGAUGGCCCAGCCCUGGGGGUUACUGUGGAUGCUGUUAGCCUCAGGACUCGGAGCUGCUGAGGAAUUGGCCGAGGAAAAGGUCUUCCGCACAGAGGGGCAGGACCUGCAGGUGCCCUGUGCCGCCAACGUCAGGAUCUAUGCUGACAGCCAGAAGGCCUGGCAGAGGCUGCUGGACGGAGGGGAGGUCCAGACACUGGCUGUCACCGAGAGGCCAAUGGGAAGGCCCACGGUGGUCCGGGUGGGGAGGAACAUCCUGAGAGAUGACCCUCUGGAGGGCAAGCUCACCGUCCAGAUGACCGACCUGCGAGUGGAGGACUCUGGACUGUACCGCUGUGUCAUCUACCAUCCGCCCGCCCAACCAAUCCUCCUCUCUGAUCCCUUCCGCCUGCUGGUGAGCAAGGGUCCUUCUGUUACUCCUGCCUCUGGCCAGAAUCCUCCAGCCCUGAGUCCCGCCCUUAGGACCACAAGGGACCCAAGUACCAGGCACAGAGCUGUAACCCAGCCCAUACCCAGGCCACCUGCUGUCAUCACCUCUCCUGGCCCUGGAGUCAACCUCACGGAUGUGACAGCUGGGAUCAGGGUCCCCACGUUCACCUUUAUCAUUCUCGUGGCCUGUGGCCUCGUCACUAAGAGCCUGGUCUCCAUUGUCCUGUGUGUGGUCACACAGAGGUCCUUCGGAUCUUAGACUCGUGAAGCCACACAGUGACCUCUGACCUCCAGUCUGCCUGCCAGAUGUGUGAAGAGAAGUUAGGAGGGAGGGAAAGGGGAAGGGUCCCUGGCAUGAGUAUCUGUGAUCAAAUGUAACGUCGCAUGUUCAGGAUUUCCUCCUUCCUGGCCCCGUCUUCUGCCUUUGGGUCAUCUUGGGUGUGUGCUUUGUGCCCUGGGCAGAGAAGAUACAGCCCCCCCAGCCUGCCUGGCCCUUCAUUCCACCAGUGGGUUCAAUGAAAUAAAGACGGAAUGCCGUGG
Dipodomys spectabilis (banner-tailed kangaroo rat) is the source of this 1007-nucleotide messenger RNA. It is a transcript of the gene Trem1, whose product is annotated as triggering receptor expressed on myeloid cells 1. NCBI's taxonomy places the organism in Eukaryota, Metazoa, Chordata, Mammalia, Rodentia, Heteromyidae. The record is from RefSeq and is a predicted model, not a curated record. Gene Ontology annotation, biological process: neutrophil-mediated killing of gram-negative bacterium; neutrophil chemotaxis; cytokine production involved in immune response. Bases 37 to 726 code for a protein of 229 amino acids. The transcript is spliced from 4 exons.